Molecule: messenger RNA, 588 nt
Organism: Photinus pyralis (common eastern firefly)
Lineage: Eukaryota; Metazoa; Arthropoda; Insecta; Coleoptera; Lampyridae
Exons: 4
Coding region: 1-444 (147 amino acids)
Source: RefSeq, a predicted model, not a curated record
AUGAGCCCGGAAAAAACACGGAUUCACAAAAUCAACUUUAAACGCCUUUCGGCAUUUUCUAAAACGACACUAUUGUUGUUUAGAUGUACUGAUUCACGGCGGUUCCCUCUGUGUCUGUAUUAUUCUUUUUUUGUAGGUGGAGGUGCACCGUAUGCCGAUUCUGGAAGGAGAAGGUCCAGAGUUGGGGCUCCCUACGACGGGUGUGCCCAUCUAUGGAUUCGGCUGCUGUGUUUGUGCCUUUUGCAGGUUGAUAGUGUGUGCAACGUUGCAAUAUUCCGCAGAAAAUUGAUUGCUUGUAUGCAGUCGAUCAUGGACACAUAUCACCUUAAUGUUAAAUAUGUCUCGCUGAAGCUUGUAUUUGGGACAAGUACUACGGCAUGCCUUUUGCGAAUUACUAAUGCCAUUCCGCCGCAGGCUCUUUCAGGUUUGAGAUGUGCUACCUGAAGCGAAACACAAAUAGGUUUGUGCGCUUGGAUUAGAAGUUUUACCUACUUCAUUCAGAUUGUGUAGUAAUCUUCGACAAUUCCACUGGAUUGUUUUCAGUUUGAAUUUGUUUAUAGAUAAAUGUAUAAAUGAUUAGAAAUUAGA